Messenger RNA from Caenorhabditis elegans, 1455 nucleotides. RefSeq names its product Ammonium transporter AmtB-like domain-containing protein (gene rhr-2). The record is from RefSeq and is marked reviewed. Lineage: Eukaryota; Metazoa; Nematoda; Chromadorea; Rhabditida; Rhabditidae. Gene Ontology annotation, cellular component: plasma membrane; membrane. Gene Ontology annotation, molecular function: ammonium channel activity. Bases 2 to 1375 code for a protein of 457 amino acids. The transcript has 11 exons. Gene Ontology annotation, biological process: ammonium transmembrane transport.
AAUGUGGUCGGUUCUACAUCGACGACAAUUUGCAAUUAUUGCUGGAUUAAUGCAAACUGUUUUUAUUGUUCUUUUUGCUAAAUAUGUAAAAUACAUUGAUCCACUUGAUGAUUCUCGGAGAGUUUAUUCAGGAACUGAUUAUCCAUUGUUCCAGGAUGUCCAUCUAAUGAUUUUUGUGGGAUUCGGAUUUCUCAUGGCAUUUUUAAAAAGAUAUGGAUUCUCAGCUGUAUCUGUAAACCUUUUAUUGUCUGCUUUUGUGAUUCAAUUUGCAAUGCUUCUUCGUGGAUUUAUGACCGUUGCAUUUCAAGAAACAGGAUUAUUCAGUAUUGGAAUUCCAGAAAUGAUAUCUGCGGAAAGUUCAUGUGCAGCUGUACUUAUCACAAUGGGUGUGCUAUUAGGAAGGUUAACUCCAGUUCAAUUCCUUUUACUUGCAUUUUUCGAGACAGGAAUAAAUGUUCUCGUUGAACAUUAUGUUUUCAAUUAUCUUCAUGUAAACGACAGUGGUAGAUCUCUUUCCGUCCAUACAUUCGGUGCAUAUUUCGGAUUAGCAGCUGCUUGUGUUGGACACAAGAAGAAUGUAAUGGAAAUGGAUGAGCACGGAGGAAUUCAUCAUUCUGAUCUUUUUUCAAUGAUUGGAACUCUUCUUCUCUGGGUAUUCUUUCCAUCAUUCAACGCAGCAAUACAAGAACCAGAAGAUGCACGUCAUCGAGCUAUUAUGAAUACUUAUUUAGCAAUGGCAUCUGGAACAGUGACAACAUUUAUGAUAUCUUCAUGUGUUGAUACUCUUGGUAGAUUUAAUAUGAUUCAUAUUCAAAGUUCUACUUUAGCAGGAGGAGUUGCUAUAGGUUCAUCUGCAAACGCUGUUCUCCAUCCAUAUCAUGCAGUUAUUGUCGGUGUAAUAGCUGCUCUUCUCUCAGUUAUUGGACAUGCUUGGAUCAGUCCAAGACUUGAAAGAACUUUCCAUCUUUUUGAUACUUGCGGAGUUCAUAAUCUACAUGGAAUGCCUGGUAUUUUAGCCGGUUUAUUGAGUAUAGGAUUUGCUUAUUUCUAUGAACCAGAAAGUUAUGGAAAGACGUUAUACCAUAUUUAUCCGUAUUGGAUUGGAGGCGAACUCCAUGGAGAUCGAGAGAACGUUUCGCAAGCACAAUAUCAAGCUUUAGGUUUAUUAACAAUUCUUGUAACUGCUGUUAUUGGUGGUUUGCUUACAGGUUGCAUUCUAAAAAUUAAAGUAUGGAAUCAAGUUGAUGAUCCCGAUUUCCCGCAUGGUGAAAUGAAUUAUUAUGCACAAUCUGAUGUUAAUUUUUUGAGUAAAUAUAAACAUGCCCAAGAGCAAGAGCGACUUCGAGAGCGUGAGCAAAUGCAGGAAAUCUAUUGAAGCUUUGAUAAUCAAAACAAAUUGAUAAUUCGAUAGGGGGAUACAGGAGAGAUUGAGAAAAAUAAAGUAUUAGAAAACUG